Molecule: messenger RNA, 2555 nt
Organism: Anguilla rostrata (American eel)
Lineage: Eukaryota; Metazoa; Chordata; Actinopteri; Anguilliformes; Anguillidae
Gene: vim
Product: vimentin
Exons: 9
Coding region: 759-2114 (451 amino acids)
Biological process (GO): intermediate filament organization
Cellular component (GO): plasma membrane; axon; intermediate filament
Molecular function (GO): structural constituent of cytoskeleton
Source: RefSeq, a predicted model, not a curated record
AAUGAAAAAGAUCAUUAGUUAAUGUUUUAAGCCUUGCUAGUAUUUUCUGCCCAGAAAUUAAUACUUCAAGAGUGUGCAAUGUAAUCUACAAGCCAUUAUUUAGCAGGUUCCAUCUGAAUUCAGUUAAUUGUAUGGCAUUACCAUGGAGCUACAAAUACUAACGUAGAACUUAAAUGCAUUUGAAUGCUUCACUUAAUACUUGGUCAAGAUUGGCAGCGCUUAAUAGUCGUAAACAGAAAUGAGUUUGCAGAAAUAAAUCAAUGAAUACAUAUUUUAAACGCAAAUAUUUAUUAGACUACAAUAGGCUACAAAACGGAUUUCACCUUACGUUAGUGAAUAGGUUAGCAUACGAGGGAAAAGUUGAGCGCUAUAGCUUUCAGAACUUCAUAAGUUUCCUCUGGCUUCCAGUCUCACUAAAAAGAAGUUCCACUCGUUUCGCCUAAAGGGAUAACACUCGCGGAGCCGCGUGAACAAAGGGGCACUGGGCUGGAAUCUGAAGUACCCCGGGCCCCCAGAUUUCGCGAGGAGCUGUUUUACGGGCUAUGCGCCGCGUCACUCAAGCUGCCUGUACCGUUACCUCAUUUGCAUAAGGAGUGUACUAUAAAUUCAAGCCUCUCUCUGCAGCUCGUCCUCGUUCGGGGCAGUUUUGCGUGAAGUUUUUUGGUGUGCUUGCGUGGAAGUCCAGUCGGAGGAAAACUCGUUAAACCCUACUAAAGAAUAUUAGUAAGAUAUUUUUUUAAAGCCAAAGGAUUACAAAAAUGGCCACGAGAACGCAAUCUUCUUACAAGAGGUUGUUUGGCGCGGAGAAACCCAUGAUGUCUCGGUCCAGCUAUUCAAGCCGCCAGUACUCCGUUCCGGUCCGCUCGCGUGUCAGUUAUAGUGUCUCAUCCGCACCCACCAUCUAUUCGACCAAAACUUCCAGGGUCCGAAGCAGCGCCCCGAUUACCAGGCUCACCUCCGAGACUCUGAAUUUCGCCCUGUCCGAUGCCAUCAACACCGAAUUCAAGGCUAACCGCACCAACGAGAAGGCAGAGAUGCAGCAUCUGAACGACAGGUUCGCCAGCUACAUCGAGAAGGUACGCUUUCUGGAGCAGCAGAACAAGAUUCUGAUCGCGGAGCUCGAGCAGCUGAAGGGGAAGGGCACCACGCGCAUCGGGGACCUGUACGAGGAGGAGAUGCGCGAGCUGAGGCGCCAGGUGGACCAGCUCACCAACGAGAAAGCCAGAGUGGAGGUGGAUCGCGAUAACAUGGCGGAGGACAUCGAGCGACUAAGGGAGAAACUCCAAGACGAGAUGCUUCAGCGGGAGGACGCCGAAAAUAACCUGCAGAGCUUCCGACAGGAUGUGGACAACGCUUCCCUGGCCCGUGUGGACCUGGAGCGGAAGGUGGAAUCCCUGCAGGAGGAAAUCGUCUUCCUCAAGAAACUGCACGACGAGGAGAUCGCAGAGCUGCAGGCGCAGCUGCAGGAUCAGCACGUGCAGAUCGACAUGGACGUGGCCAAACCGGACCUGACCGCAGCCCUGCGGGACGUGCGCCUGCAGUACGAGAACCUGGCCGCCAAAAACGUCCAGGAGUCCGAGGACUGGUACAAGUCCAAGUUCGCUGAUCUCUCAGAGGCCGCCGCCCGGAACAACGAUGCCCUCCGUCAGGCCAAGCAGGAGGGCAGCGAGUACCGCCGCCAGGUGCAGGCGCUCACCUGCGAGGUGGACGCUCUCAAGGGAACCAACGAGUCCAUGGAGCGCCAGAUGAGGGAGAUGGAGGAGAACUUUGGCCUGGAGGCCUCCAACUACCAGGACACCAUCACCCGGCUGGAGGACGACAUCCGCAACAUGAAGGACGAGAUGGCCAAGCACCUGCGGGAGUACCAGGACCUGCUCAACGUCAAGAUGGCGCUGGACAUCGAGAUCGCCACCUACAGGAAGCUGCUGGAGGGGGAGGAAAGCAGGAUUUCUACUCCACUGCCCAAUUUUUCCUCCUUUAACCUGAGAGAGUCCAUGCUGGAGUCCAGACCCAUAAUGGACAGCAUGUCCAAGAAGGUGGUGAUCAAGACCAUCGAGACCAGAGAUGGCCAUGUGAUCAACGAGUCCACCCAGCACCAUGACGACCUGGAAUAAACCAUCGCCUGAUUGGGCACCGGAAACAUGACAGACCUGGCGCUGACACGGAGGAGAGGUUGGAGAGAGGGAGAGGAAGAGAGUGAGAGGGAGAGACAUACAGACAGAGAGAGAGAGAGAGAGAGAGAGAGAGAGAGAGAUCAUAGGAGGAAGGGUGAUGGGGAGAGGGGGGGAGUCAUUCUGUUUCAUGUGACAGAAAUACAUAUGAGAAAUACUACACAAGUACAAACCAAGAAACAAAAGCUUUAAAAGUGCCUUUUUUCCAUAAUAUAUAGGAUCAGCUGGUAGUGUGUUAGGGGGAGAAUAGAGACAGGCUGUAGGAAUACAGAUUGUUCUUCUGAAUGUCACGGUUUACUGCACAGUCUUUAGUUUACACUCAGACAGUAACAUAAUACUUUGAGCAACACAGUAAAAAAAAAAAAAAAAAAAAAAAAAAAAAAA